ACAAAAUUGAUGCUAAAUUUAUAUGUUACUCUAUUUUUUUUUUCUUUGCUUUGAACGAUGACAGAUCCAUGGUUCAACUUCAUGCCUCCAAGUUCCAACUACACUUCUUCUUCUUCUUCAAGUACUGUUCCAACACAAAAUCACCCAAACCCUUCUUCUCAACCUCGCACCAUCUUCAACAAAUCUCAAAUUCCUCAUCAUCAUCCUCUCAAGGAAGCUCUUCCAUUCAUCAAUUAUCUCUCUCUUACAAGUCAACAACAACAAGAAAGCAUUAAGGAACCCUCAAGCAGUUCCAUGGAAGAAGAGGACAAGAGCAUUAUUAGCCUGUUUCCCACCAUAGUUGAUGAUGGUGAUGAUGGUUAUGAUUAUGAUGAGGAUGAUGAUGAUGAUGGAGGUGUAACUGUGGAGCUACACAUAGGGUUACCUAACCCUAGCUCCGAUCUGAAGUCUAGGGCUUCUUCCCCAUCAAAAGAUAUGACAGCUGAUAAAUUACAACGGAAUCCUGUUAGUGCCGGUGCAGCUUCUGGGAAUAGUACUACUCCAUUAAGCAAAGGACAGUAUUGGAUUCCUACACCUUCCCAGAUUCUCGUUGGUCCUACACAGUUUUCAUGCCCUCUUUGCUGUAAAACCUUUAAUAGGUACAACAACUUGCAGAUGCAUAUGUGGGGACAUGGAUCUCAAUACAGAAAAGGACCAGACUCUCUAAAAGGAGCCCAACCAACCGCCAUGCUAAGGCUACCAUGCUAUUGUUGUUCACCUGGUUGCAAGCACAACAUCGACAACCCAAGAGCCAAGCCCUUAAAAGAUUUCAAAACCCUUCAAACGCACUAUAAAAGAAAACAUGGCAUUAAGCCCUUCGUAUGUAGGAAAUGUGAGAAAGCUUUUGCCGUCAAAGGUGAUUGGCGAACCCACGAGAAGAACUGCGGCAAGGUUUGGUAUUGUAUAUGCGGCUCCGAUUUCAAGCACAAACGGUCUUUGAAAGAUCAUACCAAGGCUUUCGGUCCGACAGGUCAUGGUGCGGUGGGUGGUGUGGAUUCUUUAGACGAAGACGAUGAACCUGGAUCAGAAAUUGAACCGAUAUAAAUCGAAUGGAGAUUAUUCAAAGAUCGAAUUCGGGUUAAAUUAGUUUUUUCUCUUCUAUUGUCCCCACAAAAAUAAAUAUGGAUAAACGUUAACAGCCAUGUCGAAUUGUUCUAUAUAUGUGCGUUUUAAUAAAGAAAUGAAUGGGUUUUAAUUAAUCCAUGCAAUAGUAGUCUAAUUAAUUU
Gossypium raimondii (Peruvian cotton) is the source of this 1265-nucleotide messenger RNA. Its product is annotated as zinc finger protein WIP2. Gene Ontology annotation, molecular function: DNA-binding transcription factor activity. The record is from RefSeq and is a predicted model, not a curated record. The coding region runs from base 58 to 1083 and encodes 341 amino acids. The transcript is spliced from 2 exons. Gene Ontology annotation, biological process: anatomical structure development; regulation of gene expression. NCBI's taxonomy places the organism in Eukaryota, Viridiplantae, Streptophyta, Magnoliopsida, Malvales, Malvaceae. Gene Ontology annotation, cellular component: nucleus.